AGAGAUCAGGUCGCCCGCCCGUUUGGCAGCUGAUAUCGGCGGCGUGAUGGUGGGCAGGAGGAGAAGCUGGUGUUUGAUAAAAGCGCUUUGGUGAUCAGAAAGCUGGGCCGUCAAGGCUUGGGGGACCUGUGACUUGUGCGACCUCGCUUGUUGGAGUUGUUCGUCAACAUGUUUCGAUGGCGGAAGCGCUCGUCCUCGUCCACGCUUGGCACUCAGCGAAGCACCUCCAUGAGCAGUUUGGGUAGCGUCCAGAGCUCGCAGAGUCGCUACAGCACGGCCAGCACCGUCAGCCGUGUGACCGUGGCCCCAGCUCUGGCAACCAUCGACGGAAUUAGUGCCAGUCUUGAGCGCGAGCGCCUAGACACGGGCACCAUUACCUCGGCACCCAACGUACGAACAUGGGAGACCACGGUCGACGCCAAGGUCUUGGCACGUCUCUCUGAUCUUGAAAUUUCUCGCCAGAAAGUGAUUUAUGAACUCAUACAGACCGAACAAGACUACUUGCGAGAUUUGGUCAUUAUUCGUAACCUAUUUCGUCAACCCCUGGUGGAUCAAAAGGUAUUGUCGGAACAGAUGAUCACCAAGAUCUUCAGCAACCUCGACGAACUCCUUGCUGUCAAUGCCGACCUGCACGAGCGUCUCAUUGCACGGCGCAAAAAGGGAUUGGUCAAAAACGUGGGCGAGGUCUUUCUCGACAUGCUCAAGCACCGACGUUUUCAAGCCUAUGUUCAAUUCUGUACAAAUCAGGGUCCAGCGUGUAAGCUCGUGGAAAAGCUUCGACGCCAACACAAGGGCUUUGCGGCAGCCAUGCGCGCGGCUGAGCAACAUGUGGAGGAGGCACGGGGGUUUGACCUUACCAGCUUUCUUCUCAAGGGCAUGCAACGAUUGCUCAAGUACGGCCCGCUGCUGACUCAAAUUCUUCGGUACACUCCGGAGGACGCCCACCAAGAGCGCAGCCAGUUGAGCCUUUCAAUCAGCCUCUUGGAUACUUUUGCCAAGGAGGUCAAUGCUCAAGCCAGCGAGACGGAGCUGAGCGAACGCUGGGAAGAGCUGAAGACAGCGCUCUUAUCCGCUGGCGUUGAAGACGUCCUUGUUCGCGAGCUCCUGGCCAGCGACACGCGCUUGGUUCUCGAUGAGCUCGGCACCUUGAUUGGAGACGCCGGACGGAGCUGGCCCAUUCGACUGCUAAUCACGACACAUGCACUGCUGGUCUUGGACCGGGAAACGCAGCUACCCGCAGCCGGUCCAGGCGUCGAGCACGUGCUCAUCCCGCACGAGGUCGUGCGCGAAGCUUCCCUUCGUGCCUCCGCUUUGGAAGGCAGCAAGCAGCGUUCUCUGCUGGCGGUAGAGUAUGAGUCACCUGCCACAUCAAAUUCGUCUGGACCAACGCUUUCUAGCAAAGCCCGCUUUGGGCUAGAUGCACCGCGUGAUCGGGUCCAGGACGAUGAGCGCUUUGUACUGCGUAUCGAUUUUCAGCUGCGCAGCCGGGCCGAGAUGGUGCUGCCACGCCUGUUACAGGUGCGGCGCCAACGCGAGGAUGACCUCAUAGCACAGCGUCAGAUGGCUGCCGUGCGUGAGGGUGCCAGUCUCGCCGCACGCCCUGCCACCCUGGAUCUGGUCAUUCGCAGCACCAGCCAUAGCAGUCUCGUAGGUCCAGCUUCAAGUCAAGCCAGCACCAUAGGUCCCCUGGGAUCACCGCCACCCUUGCUGCUGGAGGGCGAGCCGGCGGGCCGAGCGUCUAGCUCGGUCGUCGACGAUGCGCCUACCCCCGUGCCUGAUUGGGAGAUUGAGUUUACAGAUGAGGCGGAGACUGAUGCUUGGGACAUGUAUACCAUGCGGAACGUGCGCUUAGUCUUGGGACCCUUUGGAUUUGGCAUGACGCUUUUGGGCAAAAGGCCCGUGUUUAUUCAGGACGUGGAGCCGGACAGCCCGGCGGCUCGGGCCGGCUUGCGAAUGGGCGAUGCUAUUCUGAGUGUCAAUGGCCAGGCGUGUGAAGACAUGGAUCACAGCCAGGUCAUUCAGCUCAUCAAGCAAGCGUUGCCAUGACACGUGCCGCCGUUUGGAUCG
This is a messenger RNA of Monosiga brevicollis MX1, 2067 nucleotides long. RefSeq lists its product as uncharacterized. The record is from RefSeq and is a predicted model, not a curated record. The transcript has 9 exons. Lineage: Eukaryota; Choanoflagellata; Craspedida; Salpingoecidae. Gene Ontology annotation, molecular function: protein binding; guanyl-nucleotide exchange factor activity. Bases 169 to 2046 code for a protein of 625 amino acids. Gene Ontology annotation, biological process: positive regulation of Rho protein signal transduction.